UACUCUGUGCCUGUGACUCUUUGUACUCAAGUGGUUGGUCAAAACAAAAUCUUGGUCUGGAUUUCAACUCUCUAGGCCUGAACCACCCACCUCUGCUGAGGGGUAGUGGCCAUAAUAUUCAACUGUCCCAUUUCUGAGUGCUGAUGAGGAAUGCUGCCCCGGAGAGCUGCGUGAGAUACACCCAGCCGCCCCCCAACCCUCAUCGCGAUCCUGCUCUAUCAACCGGCUGCACCUCCUACAGUCGUCCUUCACUGUCUCACUCCCCCGAUUCAUGUUGAAUAGUCCGACCAAUGGGUUUUCUCAGCAAAAGGCACCUCGCAAAUGUUAUUUCAGCCAUUUGCCCUUAACAGGGACAAAUAAAAUAAUUGAUCGAAGAGGAAAACAGGGAAAAGCUAUUUAAAGCUUUUAAAUGAUAAAUCACCAAAGCCACGUGAGUGAAAUUACACGGAACGAUUUAUGGGGUGGGGGAGUGGAAUAACUGGAUGCUUAAAGGCUGCUGCUGCCAUCCGUCUGUCCUCCGAUCCCUUGAUGUGGUGUCAGGCUACAGUUUCUGACCAAAAAAUGAAGUGUGAUUCACUGAGAAGUUUGCAAAUAUGUAUAAAUAUGUAUAAUCCAUAGAGAUGCAAGCCGAUCCCAGCACAUACAGGCUGGCCGCGCGUCUCAUGUUGCCUUCUGCAAGACAGUCUUUUGGUACAAGCUUCCCCUGCGUCAGCAUGGCAUCACUGCAGGAGGAAUCUCAUCUGCGCAGUGCUUAAAUUCCAGCCUCCAAGAGCGUGUCCUAAACUAGAGGAUCCCCAAAGACCUUCAGAGGCAUCAUCGCGGCUUAAGGGAGUGUAAACAAGCAACAUUUCACUGAUUUUUACAGGAAAGUAUCAAGUGAAAGAAAAACCAGCAUGAGUCCUGCUGCAACAAUUAUUCACUGAAGUUGGAGGAGUGUAACAUCUCCAGCUCCCCUAAGACAAAUUCGGCCUCAGAAACUGGGGAACACGCUUUCUACCGUUCCCAAAGUGGACCGUAUGCGAUGGAACGCCUCGUUCGGCUGGCUCUGGCCUGUCUGCUCUUCUCCAAAGCUUGUCCACUUAGGUGCUAUGAUUGUGUCAGUGACAACCAAACAUUAUGCCAAGGAUAUAAAAUGUGCUUGUCUACAGUCUCUCGCUGUGGAAGUGCCGUUUUUGCUAAAGGAGGAGGUACGGUUCAGAGAGUCACACACACAAAGGGCUGUGUGGAACCUGAACAGUGUUCCUCUGGUUCUGUGAGCUUCGGUUCUGAAAGGGUUCUGUACCACACCGAGUGCUGCGACAGUGACCUCUGCAAUGACGGAAUGCUCAAUGUACCCACUGACAUGUCCCAGAAUGGAAAGAAGUGUUUCAGCUGCGAAAAGAAUAACUGCACACAUAUCAUUGACUGUUGGAGAAAUGAAAAUAUUUGCUUUACUGCUACAGUUUGGAUUAAUUUGACAAAAAGGGAGAAUUAUAGGGGAUGCGUAUCUGAAAACCUCUGCCCAGUUGAUGAGGACACCGUUCAGCUGAGCUCAUUGCUCGGUGCCAGGGUGAAAUGUUGCCAUGGUGAGCUGUGCAAUAGUGCCCGACGCACCGAGCGGCACGCCCCCCCCACCCUGCUGGCGUUGCUGGCCUCCAUUGCCCUCCUCCGCUGAAUCAGAACUGAACCCCUCUACUGUCACUCCCUACCAGUCCUCCUGUCUCUCAUUUACUUAUAUGAGGAUUUGCAUUCUUUGAUGUGUAAUAAAGUUGUUUUUUUAAUCCAAAAA
Brienomyrus brachyistius is the source of this 1768-nucleotide messenger RNA. Its product is annotated as urokinase plasminogen activator surface receptor-like. The transcript has 5 exons. NCBI's taxonomy places the organism in Eukaryota, Metazoa, Chordata, Actinopteri, Osteoglossiformes, Mormyridae. The record is from RefSeq and is a predicted model, not a curated record. The coding region runs from base 1022 to 1654 and encodes 210 amino acids.